CUAUUAAUUGGAUUCGGUGUGGAUAUGAAUAUUCAAGACGACUGGGAUGGAUGGACCCCUCUUCACCAUGCAUGUAAAGAAGGGAAUCUGGAGGUAGCAAAAUACUUUAUAGGUGAGUGUCGUGUGAAUAUAAGUAUCAGGGAUAAGCAUGAAAGGGAUCCAAAAGAUAUCGCGGUAUUAUGGAAUAGACACAAAAUCAUCAACCUUUUUACAUGA
This is a messenger RNA of Acaulospora morrowiae, 216 nucleotides long. The record is from the annotation of a GenBank genome assembly. Lineage: Eukaryota; Fungi; Glomeromycota; Glomeromycetes; Diversisporales; Acaulosporaceae.